Molecule: messenger RNA, 1233 nt
Organism: Eruca vesicaria subsp. sativa (arugula)
Lineage: Eukaryota; Viridiplantae; Streptophyta; Magnoliopsida; Brassicales; Brassicaceae
Source: the annotation of a GenBank genome assembly
AUGGGAGAUCAUCAUGAUUUCAUCAACUCAGGAAGCUGGUGGAAAGUAUCUUCUUCUUCCUCAACAUCUUCUUCCUCUUCCAUGAGACCAAGCUCAAUUGAAUCAGGCGGUUCUGCUGUUUUUCAUGAUAAGCUUCAUGAUCAUCAUUCACAAUUACCUGUUGAUCAAUGGAACCAAUCUCUUUUAAGAGGAGAUAGUAAAGCGGAGACAAGCUUUGGAGUGACGCUUCAAGAGAAUCUAAAUUUAGAUUCGACCUCAAACGCAAACGCUAUUCAAGAAUCUGAUUCCUCUCACCACCAAGCUUUGUGGCGAGAUACACAGAUCAAUAAUAGCGAUUUCAAACCGCAGCUAAAUAUGACGACCAGUAACCGCGGUUUUUUCUUGGAACAUCAACUAAGCCCUCACGGGAGCUCAAGUACAGACAGUAGUACAGUGACGUGUCAAGGCUUCCCCGUUGACAACUCCUCCAACACUUUGUACGGAACAGCAACAAGUCCUAGUUCCUCUUCAGCUAUGUUUCAUCCGUCGAGGAACCAUCAGCGAACAAAUCUUGGGUACAGAAACUAUGAUCAGAUGGCAACGGCUUUACAUUCGACUUGGUUUUCAAGAUCUUCGCCGCCGAAACCACACAGUCCUUUGCGGUUCUCUAACAACGCAACGUUUUGGAACCCUGCGGCCACGUCUGAAAGCGUGGGCCCUACUCAACAUGACGCGUUGCCGAACCUUUUUCCGGCGUUACAGCCACCUCAGAUUCACGCGCCGAGUUUUGACGAACAACCUAAGAGUAUGACGAAGGUUCGUGAUUCGAGUAGCAGUGAAGUAAAGAGAGAUGGAGGUGAUCAGCCGGUGUCUAAGAGGGCCAAGAGCGAAGCAGCAUCUCCGUCACCAGCUUUCAAGGCCAGGAAAGAGAAAAUGGGGGACAGAAUCGCUGCGCUCCAACAAUUGGUUUCACCUUUCGGAAAGACUGAUGCAGCCUCAGUCCUCUCUGAAUCCAUUGAAUACAUUAAGUUCUUACACCAACAAGUUUCAGCUCUCAGCAACCCAUACAUGAAAAGUGUAGCUUCUUUACAGCAUCAACAGAGUGAUCAUCAUAAGGAGCUAGAAGUUUCAGAAGAAGCAGAUCUUAGAAGUCGAGGUUUAUGCUUAGUGCCAGUUUCGAGUAUAUUUCCAGUGACGCACGGUACUACUACAGUAGAUUUCUGGACUCCUACGUUUGGUGGGACUUUUAGAUAG